Conger conger (European conger) is the source of this 2049-nucleotide messenger RNA. It is a transcript of the gene ldah, whose product is annotated as lipid droplet associated hydrolase. Gene Ontology annotation, cellular component: lipid droplet. Gene Ontology annotation, biological process: lipid storage. The record is from RefSeq and is a predicted model, not a curated record. Gene Ontology annotation, molecular function: lipase activity. The transcript has 8 exons. Lineage: Eukaryota; Metazoa; Chordata; Actinopteri; Anguilliformes; Congridae. The coding region runs from base 69 to 1193 and encodes 374 amino acids.
CUUUAGUCAUGUGUUUCUAGGUUGCUUAGCCGGGCUCGAUAGCUUAUUCAGUCUCAUUUAGCGAAUAGAUGUUUGCUUUUGGAUACAGCGCUCUGCCUGUCGCGGCGCGUUUGUUAUUCUCGGAGAGAAUAUCAACGCCGCUGGGAUCGGUUUUCUUCCACCUGAAACGAAAAAAGCGUGCAAGCGUCCUCAACGGAGCUCGUGAGAUGGGACCCCCAGGUUCAGAGGAUGGGUGCGUGGGGUGUGAGGGGUGCACGGAGCACCUGUACUGUGGAGGCGCUGCCACUGAGGUGCUGAAAUUCGGGGCACGGGACCUGCACCCCGCUAGCAGACUGCACAGCUCCCCCGGAGUGGUGUUCCUCCUCAUUCCAGGAAACCCGGGCUUGGUGGGCUUCUACAGGACCUUCAUGCAGACGAUCCACGAGGCGUUCGGCCGACGCCACCCCGUGUGGGCCGUCAGUCACGCCGGACACUGCGUACCUCCUGACUCCAUGCGCACGACGGCAGAUUGCCCCCGGAUGCAGAUCGAGGAUGUGUUUGGGCUGAACGGACAGGUGGAACACAAACUGGCCUUCCUGCGGGAGCACGUGCCCCGAGACGCCAAGCUGGUGCUGAUUGGUCACUCCAUCGGCUGUUACAUCAUCCUGGAGAUGAUGAAACGAGACCCGGAACUACAGGUGGUGAAGUCCGUGCUGCUGUUUCCCACCAUCGAGCGGAUGGCGGCGACGCCCCAGGGCAGGGUCAUGACCCCGAUGCUGUGCCGGCUGCGCUACGUGGCCUACGUGCCCGUGUUCCUGCUGUCCCUGCUGCCCCGGACCGUGAAGGCCGCCCUCGUGAAGAUCGCCCUGCGGGCGGUGGACUGCCUGGACCUGUCCAUCGUCCCCGCCACCCUCAGCCUCUUCAACAUGGACUGCGCAGCCAAUGGGAUGUACAUGGGUGGUCAGGAGAUGAGGCAGGUCCUGGGCAGAGAUGAUCCCACCAUCAGACAGAACCUGGACAAGCUGAUAUUUUACUACGGGGCGACGGACCGCUGGUGUCCGGUGCAGUACUACCAGGACAUCAGGGCGGACUUCCCGAGCGGGAACAUCCAGCUGUGCGGGAAGGGCUAUCGCCACGCCUUCGUCCUGGACGCCGGGAGAGAGGUGGCUGCCAUGGUGACCGAGUGGGUCCGUGACGCCGUGGAGAACUCAUAGUGUGCUGGCCCCGCCCGUCGCCCCCGCCCACUGGCGCCCGUAAAAAAUGCCGUACCGCAGGCUCUGAACGUUUUUUAAACCUCAAAACUCUCUCUUUCUCCUUUCCCCUGUCCUGUAACGAGUCUUAGAGUAUUGACCAGGGCUGCUCGACCGUGUUCCUGGAGAUCCGCUAUCCUGUAUGUUUUCACUCCAGCGGUUCCUCUCUUUUCCUACUGUAGACGCUGUCUCAUGCACUGUGUUUUCUACUGACUGUACCUGCUGGGGCCACGGGCACACAGAGGCAUAUGCACCUCUGUCAUUUAGCUCAGGUGCUAAGCAUAAAAAUUAUAUAAAUAAUAUGACAAUAGUGAUAAUACUUUUGAACGUAUAGCAUGUAUUACAUGAUAAUUACAACAAGAAAAGAAUACCAGCGCCCCACUAUUAGGUGUAUUUAUUCAUUUUAAUAAGUGGGCAAAAAAUGUACUAGUCUGCCGACAAAUUAAAUCUUCAGAAAGAUGUUUUUGUGAUGAGGCCCCCCCCAUGUUUCAUCAAUUUUAUAUUCUAGAUAUUUUUUUCCCCCGGGGACCUGAAUAUAGGAAACAUGAAUUAACACAAACUCUCUCUGUUUUUUUACAUUACAUUACAUUACAUUAUUGGCAUUUGGCAGACGCUCUUAUCCAGAGCGACGUACAGUUGAUUAGACUAAGGCCCAACGGCUGUGCGGAUCUUAUUGUGGCUACACCGGGAUUAGAACCACCGACCUUGCGUGUCCCAGUCAUUUACCUUUUACCACUACGCUACAGGCCGCCCCGUAUUUUUAAUUUCGCUAAAUGAUUGUGGUUGUGUAAUUUAAUAAAAAUAAAAGACAUGCAUUCAA